This is a messenger RNA of Chiloscyllium plagiosum (whitespotted bambooshark), 1898 nucleotides long. RefSeq names its product N-acetylneuraminate pyruvate lyase (dihydrodipicolinate synthase) (gene npl). The record is from RefSeq and is a predicted model, not a curated record. Lineage: Eukaryota; Metazoa; Chordata; Chondrichthyes; Orectolobiformes; Hemiscylliidae. Gene Ontology annotation, molecular function: lyase activity.
GGCAUUCCUGCAAAUUGGAGCCAUGGGAAAAUUAGGUUAGAGCCAAGAGCAACUGGGUGGCUCAGUUUUCUUGACUGAAGAUCCACCAGUCAACAAACCGCCAGAAUUUUCUACUUACAAGAAGCCUCUGUGUCGCAGCUGCAUUUAUUGGAUAUACAAAUGAGUUUUCCGAGCCAACACUUACUGAAUCACUAUCAGCAGAGGUGACGCCGACCACGUGAUCUUGGUGGAGGUUGGACGAUACGGUGUUGAUUGGGAGGGAACAAGGGCCAGUCAUGUGAUCGGGAGGAGGUCACGGGUCUGUACAUGCGCAGUGGUGUCAUCGUUAAGGUGUGAUGCUAUUGUGAUAGGUAAACAACUUGACAGUUGGUGCUGGUCCAGAAGGAGGUUUUGAUUGGGCUCGUGUCAGCUCCGGAAAGCAGACGAGCACGUAUCGCACCUAAAAAGGGAUGCGAUUGUCCGAAGCUGUUACUUACUGUUUUGUCGCCGUUAUCGCAUAACUUGAAGAUGGCAAUACCCAUGAACAAGCUUUGUGGUCUGGUAGCAGCAACCUUCACACCGAUGACACAAGAGAAUGAAAUAAACAUCUCUGUAAUUGGUCAGUAUGUUGAUUAUCUGGUAAAGGUCCAGGGGAUUAAAAAUAUUUUUGUGAAUGGCACAACUGCAGAGGGCAUUUCCCUUACUGUUGAAGAAAGAAAAUUGCUUGCUGAAGAGUGGAUUAAACAAGGAAAGGGCAAGUUAAAUCACGUGAUAAUUCACGUGGGUUCCUUAAGUAUAGAAGAAUCAAAACAAUUGGCAAUACAUGCUGCCAAGUGCAAUGCUUCUGGGAUUGCAGUCAUUUCCCCAUUCUUCUUCAAGCCUCAAAGUAUAGAAGCUUUAACAGAAUUCCUACAGGAAGUCGCAUCUGCUGCCCCCAGCAUUCCUUUCUACUAUUAUCACAUUCCUGAAUUUACUGGAGUAUCUUUAAAUGUUGUGGAACUGCUAGAUGGGAUCGAAAAAAGGAUUCCAACAUUCCAGGGAGUGAAGUUCACCAGCAGUGACUUGUUGGAUUUUGGUCAAUGUGUUCACAAGUUCAAGGAUAGGUUUACAUUGCUGUAUGGGAAAGAUGAGCUACUCUUGUCAGCAAUUGUACUGGGAGCAAGUGGAGCUGUUGGCAGUACAUAUAAUUACAUGGGAAGUUUGUGUAAUAAGAUGCUGACUUAUGCUGAGAGAGGAGACUACGACUCGGCGAGGGAGCACCAGGCUGUGAUCCAGGAGUUCGUUGGCUCUAUGAGUAGACUUGGUUUUGGAGUGGCUGAAAACAAGGCUACAAUGACACUUGUAUCGGGAAUUCCACUUGGUCCCCCUCGCCUGCCACUGUUAAAAUGCAAUGAGGAGAAGCAAGCAAAGAUAUUGGCCACACUGAAAACGUUGAGAAUAUUGAUAUGAACACUGCUUGUAAUAAUGGAUGGAAUUCACUAUUGGGGAGAUUAAUUUACUGUUUAUUACACUUAUGAGUUUUUCUUCUUUGUUUUGCUUAGAUGCAGGAUAGGUCUAAAUAUCAGUAAUUAAUUCAUUACAAUCACACCCAAUUAAAUUAAUCAUGUGACUGUAUGGCCAGUGAUGGACAACCCUCAGUCUUCCACAAUGUCUGAUGUUUAGCAGGCAGCUUUAUCUCUAUCAUUGUAGCUUUCACAAUGCAUGCUGUAUUUAAGCACAGUCCAAUACCGCUGACUUCUGUAACUGUAAUUCAGUCCUGCCUGCUAGUAGUGGGCUGUGCCCCCUGCACCCCAUUUACUGCCUAAAGCUGUCUUGUCCGUAGGACUUUUAAUUGAAUCUCUUCAUGCUUGUCAUUUUUUAAUGUUAUAUGUAUCUAUUCAACAUCUAUAAUUUAAAAUAUAUAGCUAUGAUUAUCUGGA